UAUUAUACUGUCUUGGGUUUAUAUUAUCGACCAGUCAGUCAGUUAACGUUGGUUCCGCAUCCAGGCAACAUCAUGAUCAGAGGGAUUGUAGGAAUCUGUUUAGUUUUGGCCCUUUCCUCAGCACAAGAUGAGAGUGAUGAGAUACAGUCUCUGCAGACCACUAUCAAAAUAAACCCGGAGAAGGUUUGGAAGCUGCUGUUAAAAAGAUCGCCCUGUGGAGUGAAUAUAGAACCUGAGCUUUGUACUUGUAAAACAGGAAGUACUUUCACCUGGCCUACUGUAGAGGAGAGGGUUAAUGUUACCUCCCUGCCCUGCCUGGGUGGACCUCCUGAGACCUGCACAUGCCCAGGGGGAAAAGUUUUUCAGCCUCCCAGGAGGCAGUUAGCGGCUAUAGAGAGACUGCUCAAGAAUAAUAUUGGAAAAUAAUAGUGUAAAAAAUAACUGAAUAGUGUUAAAAAAAUGUUUAUUGAAUCAUGUUGUUAAUACACAUAAUAAAUGAUAAAAAAAUCA
Molecule: messenger RNA, 510 nt
Organism: Eurytemora carolleeae
Lineage: Eukaryota; Metazoa; Arthropoda; Copepoda; Calanoida; Temoridae
Exons: 6
Coding region: 73-426 (117 amino acids)
Source: RefSeq, a predicted model, not a curated record